UUAACGUCGAUGAUUACUGCAAUUUACGAACAAAGAGGAACCUAGUGUUGUAUCUAACAUGUGUGAGGAUAACAUCCCCGUUGGUGCUGUCCACGUCUGGGACGAAGAGGACUCCGAGGCUGAGAGGGAGUCACGUCUUGUGUACAGGAAGGGCAUAACACAUGCGCAGGCUGUUGAAUGUUAUGCAACCUGGAGUACGAAAUAUGAGAAGGAUAUGUGUCCAGGUCGGUACAAGGGACCCAUGAUUGCAGGCAAGGCAGUUGCUGAUUACUUUGAAAGCGACAGGGAGAAGAAGAAGAUUCUAGACAUUGGUGCAGGAACUGGCUUCGUAGCUGAACAGCUGAAGUCCCAUGGGUUUGUCCACAUUGAUGCACUGGAGCCCUCCAGCAGGAUGCUACUGAGAGCCCAGAAGAAGGGCUUGUACGAGGAGUGUUAUAACGAGUAUCUGUGUCAGGUUCCCCUGGCCAUCCCCAAUGAUACAUACGACUGCGCCGUCACCAGCGGCGGCAUGGGAGAGGGACACAUUCCUUGUUCCGGAAUUCUGGAGCUGAUCCGGAUCGUAAAACCAGGCGGAAUUAUAUGCAUUGUAAUGCGUGAAGUGUACCUGAGAGAAGUGGAUGAAUACAAGGAUCGACUGGAGCCCCUCAUGGACUCCCUAGAGAAGGAGGGGAAAUGGAGAAAAGUAUCCCGAGUUAUUGUUCCCAAUUAUUUCAUAGACAUAACCGGCAUUGUAUUUCGCUACCGUGUUAUUUGACUUCAUAGUGAAUAGUUUCAUGUCCACCACAACAUGGAACUUACGCAGAUAAAGAUGUAGUAAUGUUUAAAGAAAUAUGAUCAUAGCGUGUCCAUCAAUACAGUCCUUUAUCAAGUAAAAUGUAAACAGAAAUGAGGAGAUUAAAUAAACAUUAAUUCAUUCAUCGUU
Messenger RNA from Haliotis rubra (blacklip abalone), 922 nucleotides. RefSeq lists its product as uncharacterized. The transcript is spliced from 5 exons. The coding region runs from base 59 to 754 and encodes 231 amino acids. Lineage: Eukaryota; Metazoa; Mollusca; Gastropoda; Lepetellida; Haliotidae. The record is from RefSeq and is a predicted model, not a curated record.